AUGUCGAACACCGCACCUCGUAGCAAGAAGCGCAAGUCCACAGCCCAGGAUAUCCCCGUUCAAAUAGCCCUGGACGAAUCGGGAACAUCUGCCGGUCCAGCCUUUGUCAACUUCCCCUCUGUCCGACCAGCAAAGAAGACUGCGUUUACACUGUUCUCGCGAGAGGUAGCAUCCAGCUCGGACUUGACAAAGCAGCGGACGAUCAUCGCUGGAGAGACGGGAGAUGUUGAAUACUAUUCUACCAACCGGGAUUAUCAGAAAGGCGGCGAGGGUUCGGACUGCCAGUAUCUUCCAGCUCUGUAUGACCCAUCUACCAAUACCCUCACCAUCCACCCCUCGACGCCUUUAUACCUCAUGACCCACCGAGUCAAGCGCCUGAUCGUGGCCCAGUCGCUCGCGGAUGCGGAUGUCGGCUCGGCGUACAAGCAGAUGAGGAACGAUCUGGGAGAGGCAUUCGGGACGAGAAAGGCCAAGACGCGGAUCAGGGCAGAGGAGCGGAAUAGGGUCGAUGUGGGCGCAAUGGAGGGUGCGAAGGGCCAUUUGAUGGCGAGCAUUGAGGGCAAGGCGCCGGCCACCGAGACCCCUGUCGCGUCCGAGACCAUUCCUGUACCAAAUCUGGCCACGGACAACCCGCUGAACGUGUACUCUCGACAAGCUCUUAUACCGGACGACGAGUACUCUGCUAUCUCCGUCAGCGCGAUCAUUCAGGCACCCGACGACCGGUCCAGAUCUCAGCUCUUACCUUGGUCAAGAGGGAGAUGGCUCGAGGCGAAGAUGAAGUCAAUUAUAGCUGGACCGAAGGACGAGCGCAAGCCAAAACUGAAAUACGUCUACUACGUCUCUAGCCUCCACAAGUUCCUCUCCCUGGGUGGCGCACUCGCCAAGCUCAGUCCCGCCGAAAUCCAAGAGAAAUGCGCCGGCAUGCCCGUCCAGGUCCUCUCUGGGCUGCUGUCCCGCUUCGCUGAGCCCAACGGGAAACACUACAUCAUCUCGGACAAGUCGCGCGCCAAAAUCCUCGCCUGGAUAUGUUGCAUCUGUCUUGUAUUGGACGGGUGUACAGUGGAGUGCGGAAAGAUUGCCAAGGAUUUGAGUAUGCCUGAAAAUAAGGUAAACACUAUAUUCAAGUCUUUGGGAUGCGCGGUGGAUGUGUUGUCGGUGGCGGAGAGGGAGAAGAGGGGGAUGUCAUUACAGGAGGCGCAGGCGAAUAUGCGGGCGGUUUUGAAGGCGCCGGUCAAGUACCCGAAGAUUGGACGGAGGGGACCUGUGAAGCGAUAG
Molecule: messenger RNA, 1275 nt
Organism: Dioszegia hungarica
Lineage: Eukaryota; Fungi; Basidiomycota; Tremellomycetes; Tremellales; Bulleribasidiaceae
Product: RNA polymerase I associated factor, A49-like protein
Exons: 6
Coding region: 1-1275 (424 amino acids)
Biological process (GO): RNA polymerase I preinitiation complex assembly; transcription elongation by RNA polymerase I; nucleolar large rRNA transcription by RNA polymerase I
Cellular component (GO): RNA polymerase I complex
Molecular function (GO): DNA binding
Source: RefSeq, a predicted model, not a curated record